This is a messenger RNA of Lactuca saligna, 690 nucleotides long. The record is from the annotation of a GenBank genome assembly. Lineage: Eukaryota; Viridiplantae; Streptophyta; Magnoliopsida; Asterales; Asteraceae.
AUGCACGUUCCACAGGGAAAUAUUAUCACUGUUGCAUCAAAGAAAUUGACACUAAAAAAGGUUACAAAUUACAUAGCAGAUGUAAUCUGUAAACGUGCAGAUCUUGGUUAUAACUAUGGUGUUAUUCUCAUACCUGAAGGACUUAUUGAUUCCCUGAGACAUGGGAAGUAUCCUGGUUGUGCUCAUUUUGCCAUAAGAGGAGGGCGUAGAGAUUCCAAAACAGAAUACCAGCUGCCAAAAGUCAUAACCCAAAUGAUCAGUACACCAUUAAUGGCUGCUAUGCAUGAAGAUGACACCCCAAACCCAAGUGAAGUUGCCAAGAUUCUUGAAGAAACCCUAAAUAUAAAUGAUGUUCCACUGAAAGUGAGAAAACUGGUGGUGAAAAUAUGUGAUGUGGUGACAAGAAGAGCUGCAAGGUUAGCAGCAGCGGGCAUUGGGGGAAUUUUGAAAAAGAUUGGUAGGGAUGGGACUGCAGUGAUUACAAGUAGAAGGGUUAAAAGUGGAAAAAAUGGGAAAAUGAGAAGAACAGUUGUAGCAAUAGAAGCAGAAAAUGAGGAAGAAGAGAAGGGCAGAAUGUGGGAUAUUCCAAAUUUGGAUAUUCCUACUUCUGAGCCUGAACUAAACUUGCCCACAGCCUUGAGAGAGCUUUCAUGUGAACUUUAUAGGUUUAUCAUAGGAAUGUCCGAAUGA